Molecule: messenger RNA, 4802 nt
Organism: Chelmon rostratus (copperband butterflyfish)
Lineage: Eukaryota; Metazoa; Chordata; Actinopteri; Chaetodontiformes; Chaetodontidae
Gene: fbxw5
Product: F-box and WD repeat domain containing 5
Exons: 10
Coding region: 85-1920 (611 amino acids)
Biological process (GO): protein ubiquitination
Cellular component (GO): SCF ubiquitin ligase complex; Cul4-RING E3 ubiquitin ligase complex
Molecular function (GO): protein binding
Source: RefSeq, a predicted model, not a curated record
AUUUUUCUGUGGCUAGCCUUUAGCGCUAGCUAGCUAGCCGCUUGAUUUUCUCUCCAACAUACUUUGAUCCAGCAGGAUGUUAGGAUGGAGUGUGGCCCACUUCUGCCGGAUAGCCUGGUGUUGGAGAUCUUCCUGCGUCUGCCCCAUGAUGCCGUGCUGAGAGCUGGUUUGACCUGCAGACAGUGGCUGGCUGUCUCCAGAGAUGAGUUUCUUUGGAGAGAGCUGUUCUACAGCUACUACCGCAUACCGCGUUCUGUACCUCGACACCCAGCGGCUGUGUCGUGGUACAGGGAGUUUAGACGUCUGUUUGACUGUAUCCCCUGUGUGGAGGUUCAGACACUGAGAGAGCACAGUGACCAAGUCCUCCACCUGGCGUUUUCUCACAGGGGUCACCGAUUCUCCUCCUGCUCCAAAGACUGCACUGUUAAGCUAUGGGACACGGAGCGGACAGAUGGUAAUAUAUCUCUGGUGCACAGCUCCAGCAUGCGGCAGUUUAACUGGGGCUACACCCAGUUCUCCCAGUUCAACGCUGACGACACCCUGCUGCUUGUGUCUGGUGUCUACCUGGGCCCUCACCACUCCUCAUCUGGGGAAAUCGCUGUCAUCAGUCUGGAAAACUACACGCUGUUGUCACGUGUGAGGAACAAGCCGUACGAUGUGUUUGGCUGUUGGCUGAAUGAGACCCACCUGAUCUCUGGGAACCUGCACUGGAUAGGCAACAUGACAUCCUGCUCAGUGCUCUGGCUCAAUAAGGCCUUCCAGGAUGUCGAAUCGGAGAACGUCAACGUCGUUAAGCGCCUUUUCAAGAUCCAGAACAUCAAUGCCAGCACCAUCCGCACAGUGAUGGUGGCCCACUGCCGUCGUCACGACAACCCAGACUUGCUGCUGGACUACGAGGCUCAGUCUCAGGCGAGAAGGCAGAAAGGGCAGCACCAGCACCACCACCAGCCUCUCCUCUUUGACCUGGGAACCUCCGGCAGUGAGGAAGAAGAGGAGGAUGAGGAGCGCCAGAGGGAAGCGAGGUGUCACGGCCUCCCCACAGUCCGUCUUCCUCAGCCCACCAUCUCAGGCUUGGGGCACGUUAUACAGACUUGUAAAAAUGUGGGGCCCAUGGAGCUGGAGAUUGAGACCCAGGUAGCUCAGAUGAUGGGCAGAGCCCACACAAAGGCCCCUGAAUCCAGCCUAAUCGAGCCCUCUGAGCCCAGUGAGGGAGAAGACAAAACUUACUUACUCUUCACCACUGGCAGCCUUACAUACUCCCCUCACCAGAUAGGUAUUAAGCGGAUCAAGCCGGACCAGAUGACCACUUGUGGUCCUGUUCUGGGGGAAGAGCGGGGUUCAGAUGAGUUUUUUGAUUCUCUGGACCACGUAAUUGAUAUCCAUGGACACAUCAUUGGUAUGGGCCUUUCUCCAGACCACAGGUACCUUUAUGUGAAUAGCCGGGCUUGGCCAGCCGGGUGUGUGAUCUCCGACCCCAUGUCUCCUCCGCCCAUUGCAGAGGAGAUCGACCUGCACGUGAUCGACCUGAAGAGUUUGAGGGAGGAGAGAAGGAGUCUGCGCGCCCACCGAGCCUUCACGCCUAACGACGAGUGCUUCUUUAUCUUCCUCGACGUCAGCAGGGACUUCGUUGCCAGUGGAGCAGAGGACAAGCAUGGCUACAUCUGGGACCGUCACUACAACAUCUGUCUGGCACGUCUGGCACACGACGACGUGGUGAACUCGGUGGCGUUCAGCCCCGCUGACCAGGAGCUGCUGCUGUCGGCCAGCGAUGACUCUACCAUUAAGGUGUGGCGCUCACCACGCAUGGUCCGACUGGCGCAGACCCCCGCCCGGCCGCCGAGGCCCCGCAGCUUCCUGUCAUCCUGGCUGAGCCGCAACAAGAACUCAACGUCCGCCGGCAGUGUCAAUGGAAAGCCGUGAGCCAGGCUGGGAAACGCUCGCAGUGGGAUGGAGCAGGGAGAGGAAAGUUUGAUCUUUUUUCCUCUGUGGUGUGAAUCUAUAUAUACACUCCAUGUAUAUGUUCAGUGUGGUAACAGUCAGUGGUUUUGAGCUCAUGGUGUUCGCAGUGCUCAGUGUCUUCAGCUAACAGGAGCCUGGAUGUGAUGUGACUCAGGGUUAGACACAAGAGUGUGCUGUUGCACCAGCAAAGGACAUAAAUCACUGCAGACUCAGUUGUGCUGCUGACAGGAGUGAUAUGAAAUGCUAUCGCAGAGAAAAAUGCACAAGACAGACGUCCAAACAUGUUCCCAAGAGGUUUUUUUUUCUGUUUUUAUCUGUUACAUUGUGUCUGAACAGGUCAAACUCAGGACUCCUGGACCUGUGGUGUAAUUGUAGGCAAAUGUACUGCAGCGGUGGCAUCUAACAAUCCCAGCUGAUGUUCUGCUCAUCAGAGGCAAAGUGCUGUGACUGAGAAUAUUUCAGAAAAUGUCUUUUCUUAUAAACGGAUAUAUCCAAUUGACGUCUUGAGUAUGAACACCUCAUAAAACCUGUUUUCAGAGCAUUCUAAAUCCAUUUCAAACCAAAAGGGAAGGCAGCAUUUAGCUGCAUUUACUGCAGUCUGCCUUGGUUUUUAAUCACAUCCCAGCCCAUUGCUUUUGAGCCCCAGAAAUGAUUGAUCACUAUUCUAAUGAACGUAGCAUUACAGACUUGGUUAAUCUAGAAAAGUUAUUAAGAAACAGUUAGCGUGAAGCAUGACUGAGAACAAAAGAAAUGUAUGUGUAGCUGAUCGUUAUUUGGCCUAUUCUAUGUAGAAAUGUAUUUAAACACCUUUAAUCAUACGUUGCACAAAGCUGCAUCCUUUAAUUCUGUCAAAAGAGGACGAAUCGCAAAUCUAAAAAUUAAAAAAAAGUAUUUCCUUUCCUCAUCAUUACAUGUAACCGUUUUGUUCUGUCUCCAAGCGAAACUUCCCCACUUGAUGUCUUAAAUCCCAACAUAUGGACAACUUAGAGUCCCUUGGAAUAACAACAACUACAGCAACAUACAGAUACAUUUGGUCAUUAUAGUGCACUAUUGUUCAUUUGGUCCUGUCUGUCAAAACAGAAUCACCACUCAUCCUCCCGAAAAGUAUUAUUUCGUAUAAAACAGUGUGCACGUUAGACACCCUGUAGAACAAGCAAGGCUAUGCUCCAUAUUUAUAUACUUUAUAUGCCCUUCAGUAUACAUACUGCAUGUUUUUAUUCAGGUGAUGGGGUUUUGGAGGUAAUCAUUAUUUCAGUUUGACCUAAAUUGUUAAGUUCACUAAGGUAGACUUAUAAUAAUCAAUAAAUACUGUACAUGCAGUAAAAUGGUGGUUUUAUUUAAGUCAUAAUUCUGUUAAAAUAACAGAUUUACACCUCUGUCUGAAAGAAGGUUUAAUUUGAGCAAGAACAAAGAAAUGUCACCCAGUUGUUUAAUUUCAACAAAAUAUAUAUAUGUGAAGUCCUCCUUAAAAGUGCCAUUAAAUUCUUUGGCUGAAAUUGUAUUCAUUCAAAAGGACAACCAACAGUGCACAGUAAUUUGAAGUGCUCAUACAGACCAUCAAGUCAUAAUAAAGUACCAAGACUGUAACGAUGAGAUCAGAAAAGUGGAGCAAACCUCCUGCUGCUUCCGUUCAAAAGCCUGAUCAGCACAUCUGUGUUUUUGUUUUUCUGGCUCCAACAGUCGUUAGAUGUUUGUGUGUACACGGGUUACCCCUUUACUUCCCAUCAUGCUUGUCGUCCUCCUCGAGAUCUUUCAGUUUUAUCGCUCAAGGACCAGUCUUAAAAAAAAGAAAAAAAAAAAGUAACAGAUAAGAAAUGAAGCUUGUCAAUUUGCAUUUCGCCUGCUGUGAAACCAACACAAGCGUCAGGUACUUUACCUGUAGAUAUUUCUGUUUCCUUGGAGAUACCCCGCUGGAGAUGGAUGUGAGUGAUUAUAAAACCAUUUUAAGUUGACUGUGGGUUGUUUCUUCAUCUGAACUGUCUGGCUGGAUGCACGUCAUGUUUUUCAGAGAAACCUUUGUGACUGUGUCGGUACAUCGGCUGAUUUCUAGCCACCCAGUGAUCAGUGUUUUACAUGUUUUGAAAUGUGUGUAAUCAGUCCUGAAGUUUCUCCUUUGUUCCCAACUUUCUUAACGAUUGUUUUUACUGCAGCUCCACCUUUUCCCAUCAUGUUUCCUGUCCUCUAACGUUAUUUUCAUACUCCCCUAAAAUAAAAAGCAUGCCUGAAAGGCCAGAAGUCUGCAAAAGUGUCACAUUAAUAUUCUUUUGUACUGAUAAACAUGGUUCAAAACCUUCGGCUCAAAUGUGGGGCAUGAACCAGGGAGCUGGACACAUGCAAGAGCUUCCUCACUACGUUUUGUUUGUUUGGCAUUGGUAUGAAAGGAUGCUGUUGUAGAUAUCGGUGGUGAUUAAUAGCUCUGACUAAAAUUUUUCUUUUUUCCAUUGCAAUCAAGCAUGGUUGUUAAUUAUGGUACUGUGUCAGACUUUGGUCUACAGCCAUGCUAAUGGUUCUGUGAGGCUGUACAUGAAUACAGCAGUACUUUGAGCUAAAUGCUGACAAGCUCAAAACAACAAUGCUAACAUGAUGUUUAGCAGGAAUGUUCAUCAGCGUAGUUUAGCAUGUCAUGAUGCUAGCUUUUGGUAAUUAGCUUAAAACAAAAUGCAGCUGCGGAUGAUGGAAGUGUUACUGUUUCGCAGGUAUUUAGUCAUCAACCAAAGCAGGGCAGUAACUUUCAUUAUUGUCAUUAUUCAUCUGCAGACUAUUUUUUUGACGAAAUGUUUAGUUAAUAAAAUAUCAGAAAAUUGUGAAAAAUGCUCAUCAGUUUCCAAAGUGCAGGAAGAUGU